Artibeus jamaicensis (Jamaican fruit-eating bat) is the source of this 1467-nucleotide messenger RNA. RefSeq names its product mast cell expressed membrane protein 1 (gene MCEMP1). The coding region runs from base 100 to 759 and encodes 219 amino acids. The transcript has 6 exons. The record is from RefSeq and is a predicted model, not a curated record. NCBI's taxonomy places the organism in Eukaryota, Metazoa, Chordata, Mammalia, Chiroptera, Phyllostomidae.
CUCUCCUUCCUCACACCACAACCCGGAGAUUUCUUCAUCUGCUGUGGUUCCUUCCGGGGAGUGAGGGUGGGAGUGUGUGGACAGACGGGCAGACUGGGGAUGAUGGCUGCUAAGGAAACCUGCGUGAACCCAAAGGCCAGGAGGCAGGCAGCAGCCUCCAAAGACAAGCCUGGGGAGGCCUCAGCCAACAGGAAAGGUGUAGAUGACCCUGACUAUGAGAAUAUCACCUUGACCUUCAGAAACCAGGACCAGCCAAAGAGCAGCUGCUCACCACCCAAGAGUAAGGCCUGGGCCAGGCCAUCCUCAGACUCUGCCCAAGCCUCGCACUGGUUGCACACAGCCUUCAUGAGCCUGUGCGUUCUUCUCACCCUGCUUUCCAUCAUCUUGCUGUCCUGGGUCCUGGUGAACAAUUCUAAGAUGUCCCAGGAGCUGCUAGACUUGAAAGGGGAGCUGUGGAAUAAUGUGCACGAAUGCCAGGAAAAGCAGAAGCAGAGCUGGAGCCGCAUCUCUCAGAGAAUCUUUGAACGCCUGGGCAUAAUCAAGAAUGGGACCGAGAAACUGAAGACGCUGUCCACAGACGUAACCCAAAUCCACAAUCAACUAAGCAAAAUCUUCCAGACGCUGCAGAAGAUGCAAAAUCAACGUGAGAUGGGACCAGUGCGGGUGGAGCCCUGGCCUCAGCCCUUGCUUCUCUCCCGGGAGGGUCUGUCUGAUCUCGGGUAUCUGCCGCCUUCCCUCAGAGAGUCGACAUCUAAGUGAAUGAGAAGACACUUGAGCCCGGGCUGCAGCCUGAAGGACAGGGCGGUCCCUCCCACCACAGAUGACACACAGGGGCGCCAGCCUGGUCUGAACCCGUCCAUCGGGCCCACAUAAGGAAAACUGUGUGGUGGUGAAUGAGUGCUGUGAAGUUGCUUGUGUGCAGGUGUGUGUGUGUGUGUGUGUGUGUGUGUGUGUAUGUGGGGAGUAAACAUUUCACGGAGGGUGGGUAUUUCAGUGUGCUGCACCAGAAGGUGUAUGGGGUGAAUGUUGAGUGCAGGAGUCACAGACGGUGUAGUGUGCAAAACUGUGUCACUGUCCAUGUGACACCUGGGUGUGCUGCAGUGUGUUUUGUCACACACGUCACGGGAGGGGGCUGUGGCAGCAGGGACCACAGAGGUGGCGUGUGAGUGUGGUAAUGGUGACGCGUGUUACCCAUGCAGGUUUCACUGUCAGUGUGAAUGUGCACGAAGGUUUCACAGUAUGGUGUGUGUGCAAGCCUGUUAUGGCGAAGGUGUGCAGAGCACACCACGGGAAUGUAUCCUUGUGGGUGUGGGUGUUGUGGUGUAUGCCCCAUCACUCCCUGUGCCCACGUGAACAAUUGUGUCAGCGUGCCUGAUCAUGUCGCCGACCGUGUUCAGAGCAUGUGCACACGUGUGCCUGUCUUAUUCUGCACUCCCAUUUUGUGAUUCAUGAAGAUAAAAGCCAAGA